AUGGCCCUCGAAUACAACGACAAGUCCCCAGCUCCGUCCAGCCAGCCGCGCCAGGCAACAUCCGCUGCACGAAGCAAAGAAUCCAUUUUAGCUCUUUGUCAAGAAGCAAUUAGGGAUUUCUUCAGCAGAAUAAAUAUCACUAUUCCUGCAUACUUGGGCGAUCCCGAGCUUACAUCCCGAGUCAAGGAGGUUAUCCAGACCUGGGACGUUGAUGGCUCCAUUGGUUCGCCCGUCAAUACCGCGAUUACGCUUACGUUCACCGCCUACAACCACAUCGCGAACUUCGACACGAAACUGCAAAUCGCGCUCUUCACCGUGAUCGUCCUUUCCCUGGAUGAUCCGGUCGUACUCGACUCUCUGCCUUCCCGCGAAUUCCACCGCCUCUUCUCUGCGGGCGCGCCUGAGGCUCAGUCCGGCCUACUCGCGGAGCUCACGCGGCUCCUCCCCGGCAUGUGGGACCACUACCCGCGGUACGCUGCCAGCGCCAUCUCUACUUCCGCUUUGGAUUUCGUGAACAUGUGCAUCCUCGAGAAUGAGACGAAGGAUUUGGUGCUGUCGGCCGACGCAGUUCCAUUCCUUGUGUAUCGUCGUACCAAGAGCGCGACCGCAGAAGCUUACGCCCACUUCAUCUGGGACAAGACCAAGUUCCCCGAUGUCAAGGAGUAUGUUCAGGCCAUUCCUGACACCAUCGUUUACAUCAACCAUGUCAAUGAUAUCCUCUCUUUUUACAAGGAGGAAUUGGCCGGUGAGACGGGAAAUUACAUCGGUGACCGCGCUCUCAUCGAGGGCAAGUCCUCGCUCGAAAUUCUUCGCGAAGUGAUAGGGGAGACGGCUGCGGCGGCGGAACGCGUUCGUCACAUCCUUGGAGAGGGAGAGGCCCGGGACGCAUGGGAGAGUUUUGCUCGUGGAUACAUCGGCGUGCACACCUGCAGCCCGCGUUAUCGUCUUCAGGAGGUGAUAGGUAGCCAGUACAUCAUGACCUGA
Messenger RNA from Sparassis crispa, 984 nucleotides. RefSeq lists its product with no specific name. NCBI's taxonomy places the organism in Eukaryota, Fungi, Basidiomycota, Agaricomycetes, Polyporales, Sparassidaceae. The coding region runs from base 1 to 984 and encodes 327 amino acids. The record is from RefSeq and is a predicted model, not a curated record. Gene Ontology annotation, molecular function: carbon-oxygen lyase activity, acting on phosphates. The transcript is spliced from 5 exons.